Acaulospora morrowiae is the source of this 164-nucleotide messenger RNA. Lineage: Eukaryota; Fungi; Glomeromycota; Glomeromycetes; Diversisporales; Acaulosporaceae. The record is from the annotation of a GenBank genome assembly.
ACCUUAUGGUAUUACGGCCAAAAGAUUAAGAAAAAUUGGAGAUAAACACGCUUCUAGAGUUCAUGGUGGGCAAAAUCAAACUCCACAACAUCUUGAUUUUCUUACCAGAAUUGUAUUAAGACAUAAGAUAGAUCAUUUUGAUGCAGGAAAAAAUUAUGCUGAAG